Xyrichtys novacula (pearly razorfish) is the source of this 3566-nucleotide messenger RNA. NCBI's taxonomy places the organism in Eukaryota, Metazoa, Chordata, Actinopteri, Labriformes, Labridae. The record is from the annotation of a GenBank genome assembly.
AUGAACACCGCUACUCGUCAAGCACGAAAUAAACGUCCAAGGCCGAUAGAUGUUAUUGAGGAUGAGGAAGAAGGCAACAGCACAGGUAAGCUACUGUACAAAAGCCAUAUAUGUUGCUUGGAACGUGUAUUUGUUUACUUGUUUUGUCCUGCAAAAUACGAUGAUGAACUGAUCACAAACAUCAAUGUAGCUAGUUAGCUAGUUGCACUGUUAUUUAUUGUUUUUAUUCUAUGGAGCACCCCAACCUCAGCUUUUCACAGUGCAAUGUACUUGUACAUAAAUCUUGUGAGAAUAAACAUCUUGAAUCUUGAAGCGUUAGCCUUGCUAUCGCUCAGGUUAGUGGAGCAGGGUUCAAAACCAACGGCACUACAUCGUCCAGGGCUUGCAGGGGCCGAAUUAGAAUUAGGCCGAAUUUUCAAGAGGUCCCCCGCUAGAUGAUAAUUUUGAACUAAAUGGGACCCUUGCGGGUGUGUAACUCUGAGAGUAUACAAAAGGAACCAAAUGGACCCGGUAGUGUCCAUUAUUUUUACACUCUAAAUUAAUCAACAAUAACUUUAGCCUCUCAAAAAGGGACAUAUCUUUUCAAAUAUAGCUCUGCAGGCUAAUAUGUGUGAGUUUGGAGGUGUUGACAGGAAAACGUUUAAGAACCACUGGCUUAUACUGAUUGAAACCGAACCAUGUUUAGCCCAGGGACCAACAAAUGUAUAUUUGGGACAAAUGUGCCUUAUCCACAAUGAGUUAAUUGAAAAAGGCUUCAAAGCUCCCCAGACCUAUUUGGAAUGAAUUAUUUUAGCCUUCAUAUAGCAUAAUAGUGGUACAAAAAUAUUUAUAACAAUUAUUUUUAACUUAGAACCAAGCCAUCCAGCUUUCCAGUGAAUCAUGACCAUGAAACCUUUGAUUCCAUGAAAAGAAAAAAAGAAACGCUAAACAAAGGAUAUUUAUGAAAUGAAGUAUAUCAAAUAAUUAAAUAUUCAAAUAUUUCUUUUCACAGAACCAAAGGUUUCAUGGUCAUGAUUGACUGGAAUCCUGGAUGGCUUGGUUCUAGGUUUAAAAUAAUUGUUAUAAAUACUUUCGUAAAAGCCUAUGGUGAAAAUGAAUGGGGCUUAUUUUAGUGGAACCAGUAAACCCUGCCCACUAUUAUGCUCUAUUAGAGUCUCUGUGCCACACACCAGUAUGGUGGCAAAUAUGGUUUACAGCACUGUUUCCUAGACAGUGGGUCGGGACCCAUUGGUGGGUCAGACAUUUGUGGUGAUCAUGUUCUUUUCCAACAUUUAUCAAUCUAUAUCUUUCCAGAUUUGACGAAAAUAAUACAUUUAAAAAACAAACAAAUCUUAAAAAAGAAAAAACGCAAAUAUUAAAUAUGUAUUAAGAAACAGUGAAAAUAGCCAAUCUACAAGCUCUCAACAUGGUGUGUACUGAUUGAUGUGAAGGGUUAUGUCACAUUAGGUCCAAUUGAAACAUUCAACUUGUGCUUAUGCCAUUACUCAGUGUUAUAGCUGGCAAACACAACAUUAGUAACAAGCACUUUUGGUUAACUAAUCACCAUUUGUCAUCUCUGUUUCAGGAAACCCUGUGUCCCAGUCGCCCACUGCUGAGCUGGCAGCAAAGAGGAUGCGCACACAGCUAGAGAAGGCCAAGAAUAAUGAAGCUUCUCAAGCUAAAGUGAUUGAGAAGUUAACGAAAGAGAAGGAAGACCUUCUGGCUGAAGUGGCCAAAUGUAAGUACUCCACUUGUAUUCAAUUACAUUAGACAGGACAACUAUCCACUCGUCCUUGACUCUUUGCCCUGUUACCCCCCAAACUGUGGAACAAACUCCCAGUUGCACUUAGAACUACAGACUCAAUGGUUAGUUAAUUUUGCAAACUUCAAAUAGGCUAUUUGCAGUUCUGUUCUACUGUAGCCUAGAGUUAUUAGUUUUAAGAACCUUGUUAACCAGUAAAAUCACUCUCAGCCCCACUGCUCCUUUUUGUAGUUUGUGAUGUGAUAUAGGCCUUGCUACAUGCUCAGUGUUUGUGCUGUUGUAUUCCCUAAGAUGCCCCUCUCUAUUGUGUCUAAUGCGUUAUUUGUCUUUGUAUCUAUUGUUUUGCUUUCUUAGAUAAGAAAAAAAGUACCAAGGCAAAUGAAGAAGAGUAUGCAUCCAGUGACUCCCAGAUUUCCACAACCUCCACAUCUUCCUCUUUGUCAUCCUCCUACUCUUCAACCUCAGAGGAGGAGAGAAAGAAGAAAGGGAAGAAGAUGAGGAAGAAAGGGAAGACACAGAAACGGCCAAAAAGGAAGAAGGCAAAGUCCAGUAAGGAAAAAGGAAGACGCAGAGGUAACUGUGCUUUGCAAACAUGACCUUUUUGGUGACCACAACACACACACACCUGCGCUCUUUCCUAAUAACUUGUACUUUUGCUUUAUGGUGUCAACUUAUUUUUGAAUAUAAGAUCUUUCAGGCUUUUGUUAGUUUAAAGGGUACAACCGUAUUACGUAUUUUGGUGUCAAAACGCCUGUUGUAUCAAGAAAAACUACAGAAAUGACAGCAGAGAUCUACAGCUACAAUCGUAGGUCUGCUAUAUCAAAUUUCAUUGAUAUCACGAUUCAUCACGAUUUUUCUCUUUGUAUUUUUCAUUUCAGCAAUGAAUCCUCAGCAGGUGGUUGAGAGGUACAAGAAGGUGCUGGGUCACUUCCAGAAGGGCAAAAAUCUAUCUGAGAGCUACAAUGCUGUGGACGUCAACAAAAACACCAUUACAACCAGCGCCUCCAUUCCAGAGCUCGCCAUAUCCGCACCGGAUAAAUAUGCUGACGUUCUGCAGGGCUAUUCUAGGUCGCAGAAGCUGAAUGUAUUUGUGCAGGAAUGUUCAAAGGUCCUCAGUGAGGACCCCGAGUGAUGGCUAAGGUAGAUAAGCUUAAGGAUGAAGGGAAACUACUCCCGAUCUCAAAGAGAACAUAAUCUCCCUUUUUUUUUUCUUUUUCGGAUCACAGUUUUAAGGGCAAGGUCACACCACACUUUUAUUCUUCCUAGCACUCCAUUUACCUCUUUAAAUACAUUGGCAGAAUCUGUCCUUAUAGGUGGAAUAAAAGAGUGGUGUGACCAUACCUGAAGUAGGUUACCUCCAGUCCAGAUAUUUAAAUUGUUUUAAAGGGUGUGUUGGCUACUUAAAAAAUGGAGGUCCCUCACACUGUCUUCACUCACAGGAGGAGGUUAUUAGGCAUCAGAUAAAUAUUAUAGUAGCUUAAUGAACUACUCCUGUGAGUGAAAAUGGUGUGCAGUAUUUCCUUUAUUAUUAUUAUUUUAUUUCUACUGCACCGAUUUCCUGUCCUGGUGCUGAAAAGGACUUUAUAUUGCACUAAUUGCCCGUUCUCUACAAAGGACGUUGUUCAAAGUGUGUACAUUAUUAUUUUUCUUCUAUUGCACUGAUUUCCUGUCCUGGUGCUGAAAAGGACCCUCCUAUAUUGCACUGAUUGCCUGUACUCUAAGUGUUUACAUUUUAUAGGAAAAUGCUCCGUUCAACUGUCAGGGUAAAUGUUUUAUAAAUUUAUAUUGGAAUUAAAUGUUAAAUGCUGUUCUCUACACCGUUACG